AACCACCUCCAUAAAUUCAACCUUAUUCUUGGCCUAUAAACUAGCUAUCUUUUUGCCCUCGUUCUUUCCCAUUCUAAGUCCCUUCAGAGAGACAUAAAUAUACUAUACACAUUAAUUACCCUCAAAGGAUUAGUGUUUUCUUUGUCUUUCUUCCUUAACAUUUGGAACAAGUUUGGAUAGACAUGUCUAUGGUGGAGGUUUUAGUGCCAAACCUUGAUUGUGAAGGUUGUGCAUCCAAAUUGAAGAGAGCUCUCUACAAGCUCAAAGGAGUGGAGGAUAUAGAAAUCGACAUGGACAUCCAAAAAGUGAUAGUCAAAGGGUAUAGACUAGAUGAUAAGAAAGUAAUGAAGGCAAUCAAAAGAGCAGGCAAAGCAGCAGAACCAUGGCCAUUUCCUUCACAUUCUCAUUAUACUUCAUUUUACAAGUAUCCUUCCUACAUCACAAACCAUUACUAUGACACUUCCAACGGUGCCGGCCCGACCGUGCACGCUUUUUUCCAUACUCCGGCAGUUUACUCUGUGGCCGUUGCUUCCGAUGAGGCUGUAGCUUCAAUUUUUAGUGAUGAUAAUCCUCAUGCUUGUAGUAUAAUGUGAUGACUUAAUUUAUAAGUCAUGGAUUGGUUGUUGGUCUUAAUUUGCAUAUUUUAGAUCGAGUUUUUGUUAUAUGAUUGGAUUGUAUUGUUUGACUAUUUUGUCUAUUAGGAUUUAUGAACAUAUGAUCAUCAAUUUUUUAUUUAGUACUUGAAGAAUCAAUUAACGGAUAGA
This is a messenger RNA of Amaranthus tricolor (Joseph's coat), 764 nucleotides long. RefSeq names its product heavy metal-associated isoprenylated plant protein 31-like. The record is from RefSeq and is a predicted model, not a curated record. Gene Ontology annotation, molecular function: metal ion binding. Lineage: Eukaryota; Viridiplantae; Streptophyta; Magnoliopsida; Caryophyllales; Amaranthaceae. Bases 183 to 593 code for a protein of 136 amino acids. The transcript is spliced from 3 exons.